Messenger RNA from Filobasidium floriforme, 4426 nucleotides. RefSeq lists its product as uncharacterized. Bases 409 to 4233 code for a protein of 1274 amino acids. The record is from RefSeq and is a predicted model, not a curated record. The transcript is spliced from 3 exons. NCBI's taxonomy places the organism in Eukaryota, Fungi, Basidiomycota, Tremellomycetes, Filobasidiales, Filobasidiaceae.
AUCCAACCUACCCACAACAACGACAAACAUCCUCCUCAUCACAGCGACACCCUCACACCAACUCUCGAGUCAUGCAUCUUCGUCAGUCUGUAAGCUCAUAGCAAUAGCUGCUCAGUCUCCACAUCCUGGUCCACAACAAUCUCGGCGGGUUGGAUUCUCGACGCGGACCUUUGUUUUGUUGUUGUCAUAUCCGGUUACAACGGUCGAUCGAGACAUCGAGAGCAGCCGUAGUCUGACAACAAACGACGUUUGACUCGACUUGGCGGCACAAUAACAAACAGACGACCCUUCGACGCCCACCUGGCAGCAUCACCACGAUCGUCAGCUGCACCACACCACAACACAACACACUAGCAUACUACACUCAUUUAUAAAUACGCCCACACGGCCAUCACACAGAACAAUACAAUGCCGGCCGCUACGAAUUCAAAGACACGGACGCAGACGCUCCACCCGAAUGCGGAUGAAGGGAGUGGCAAUGGGGUUGGGAUUGGAAAGCGAGAAGGGUUGAGGACGAUCACGAGAAAGAUCUCGAGUGAAGAGAACAUCACCGCACGUCGACCUCAGAGCUCCCGAUCGAGGUCCAACUCGCACCAUAAUCGUGCCACCAAGCCGGGUCAAGCUCCGGUUGAGGGAGCACAAGUACAUGCCGUUCACCCGGUCCCGCCUCUGCCGAGUCAGCAUCAACAAUACCACAAUCAGCAACAACAGGGGUUGAAGGGAAAGAAUUCGGUCGGACAACUUCGAGCUCAGUCUCAAGGCCAAUCUCAACCACAAGCAGCAACAAAUCAACAGGGUCAACAGGGUAAAAAAGGUCUGCGGAACGCUCGAUCGCACGGUGCCCUGAAUCAACAGAGUCAGAAGGCUUCAUGGCGCGCUCAACCUCAAGCUGUCCCCGUACCGCCCUUGCCGGCUUUCUUGACCGGCAAGCAAGGCGCUGGGGACGAACAGUCGAAGUCAAAGUCGAAGCCUGAGCUGGAGUCGCAGUCGAACCCUAUCGCAAAUGCCGCUGCCAACGCGCACGAGAAUGGCGAAGGGAGGAAGAAGAGAUACCCCCAAGGCCUUCGUCGAGACCCCAAGACGGCGUUACCCUCCGAUGGCCUUGCGGGCAUGGGUGUAGGGCUGGGGCUGAGGACGGAUUCGGGGAGCAACCUGUUCAUGACCGAUCAGAGCGGUGGGGUCGGGGUCGUCUUGAGGAAAAAAAUCGGCCUCGGACGGGUCGAGGCUGGGGAGGAACAGGUGGAACGAGAACAGCCGAGAUCAGCGCCCGUCCACGAGCAGGAACACGCGGGACCUGGGCCCGGAUUGGAGAGCCUGGAGAAUUUGUUAUAUCAGGCAGGAUACAAGGAAACGAGGGUGUUUACCCCCGAACGCCCGGUCCCUGCGCGGGCGAGCCAGGUACAAGGACAAGUUGGACUUGAAGUUGGGAAGGAAGAGGGCGGAAAGAGGUUGAGGUUGGACGUAGGGCUCUUGAAUCGAAGGGUCCAGCAGCAACAGCAACAACAAACUCAGCAACUGGUGGUAGCCAUUCCCCUGCCGGGACCUGCGGCGGAUGGACCCAGUUCGGCUCCGAUCAUGACCCAACAACAACAGAGGCUACGACAGGCGCCUAGUCGGUCCGGAUUGAGAAAGGAGAUCAAGGUGGUCGAGAAGAGGAUCUGUUCGGCUCCGGCUUUCGUACCCACUUUGAGCGCAAGGGGAGGACCAUCGUCGUCGACAGCAGACGUUGCCACGACAUCAACUGCCGAGCGACCUAGUCCUGUCGUCCAAGCGAUAGAACAGAUCAUCGAGUCUGUCCGGGCUACCCCACCAGAACACGCUCUCCAGCGAAGUAAAGCCCAAGCUCUUCAAGGGAUGGAUUGGGCCGACAUCGAGGAUAGUCUGGAAGAGGCUUCACCUGGACCUGCUUCGGGCUCCAGGAACGGCAUGAUGACUUCGAACGAGCACAAGGUGCAGGAUACGCCCAGUCCGGCGAUGAGGUACAAGGCUACGAGGCUGCCAGCUGCUAGUCCGGCGCAGGGAGAUCUCUUCGCGAGCCCAUCAGAGGUGUCAGAGGCGGCCAAUGCGACGGCCAAUACGACGCCGGUCAGCGUGGAAGAACUGUUCGGACGGAGAGAGGACGGGACCCUUUUCUACCCGCCGAUCGCGCCUAGGGCAAGAGGUUACCCCGGUCAACCGGGAGCGAGGAACGAGGUACCGGUGUACGCUCCGAUAUCGGCGUAUCCUUUGACGGCGGUCCACCCUCAGCUAUCUUCAGGUUCGCUGGCACACGGUCAACCUUUCCCUAACCCUCACCUGCAUCAGUAUCAAUACCGACCGCCAGUCAUGCCCGUUGCGCCUCUGGACCCCCUACCGCCUAUGGACAUGGAUGUACUGACCUUGCGCAGAAUGCGCAGCGAGGCGGACAUCAAGAUCCGCGAGGUGGAACGACGGGCCGAGGCGGAAGAGAUGGGUCGAGGGUGGAAAGAGUCGGUGGCGCCUGUGCCUGCGCUCGCUAGUCCGAAUCGUCAUGACGGUGCGAUGAGCGAACUUUCCGCCAGCGGGACAGAGCGAAAACGCAAGGUACUCAACCGAGUCGAGCUCGAGUUCAGGAGUGUCGAUAUCGACAGCCUCAGCGAUCUGAGCUCCGAGAUCGACGAAGACGAAACCAACAUUGACGUCGUCAUCCGGGAAGAAGAAGCUCAGGGUGUCAUCUUUGGCCACCCGGUCAUGGCUCAAGCGGCCGAUGGACUGUCGGGCCCGGCGAGUUCGCGUCAUUCAUCCGACUUGGAAGAGCGCUUCGAUCCCGCCGCUUAUGAAAAUGGGGAGGACGUCGAGAUGGUGGAUAUUGACAGCGUGUACUCGUCCGACGACGGAGUAUAUCACCAGGAAUACGCUGUACCUACCCUUUCCAAGGAGGUGGAAGCGAUUGAGACCGAACAGGACUUCAUCAGCUCUAGCUAUGAGUCGGUAGCCGAGAUCGAAGCCGAUUUUGCUGCCACGGAACCGUCGGCUAGCUCCUCGGAUGCCUUUGCAGAUGCAGAGGUCACCGUAUCCACCCCCAAAUCCAGCAAAAUUGCGAGCGUCUCUACUAGCCCUCGAGGAUCGCCUCUUGCCGACGUCGGUUCUCCGGCCUCAUUUGCAUCUCACAGCAGCCGAGACUCGGUUGUCCGCGCACGUGGACUUCGUCACGCCAUGUCGACACCGCUCUUCAACAUGGUUUCGACUCUGGACGGCGAGCCUACACGCUUGAGCAAGGCUAAUGUGCAGAAAUUCACCGCUGUCGGUCUCGGUAAACCCUCUGCGCCGCUUCUUCCUGGCCAGGACAGCUGGCUCGGCAAGAUCAGUCAGCGAAUGUGGAGCGCCGGGACGAGCGUGAUGAGCAAUACGAGCCGAGAUGAUCAUUCCGGGCCUACCAGAAGUGCUCAGCGUCCCUUGAUGCCCCGCGCGAUGACCGCAUUGGCAACCGCACAACGACUACCAGCAUCGCCGAAGGUCGUUCGAGCUGGUGCCAUUGUGUGCGAUUCGAUGGAGAGCGAAGACAUGCCGCCUGUACCAGUCAGCAGGGCCGAUCUCGCGGCUGGCCUUCCUUUCCGUGCGCUGCGUACCAAACUUAGUCUGCAGAUGAUGGGCAAGGUCGGACAGGGAAUGGAUCUCGAGCAGGAGACCGCCGCGAGCUCCUCGAAAACACCCACUUUGACGCCACGACCGGACUGGCACGACCGAGACGCCAAGUGGGCGAACAGGCCGCGCCCGCCGGCCACGCCGACCACACCAGCAAAACAGACUUACCAGUGGACGACCAACAUUGACGAGGUCGAAGGCAUGGACGACGCCGAGCCCGACUUCAGUCAAUCCUUCUUCUACAAACCCGCGACACCACCUAGACGACCAGGUCAGAGCGGUCAAACCUCGUCGUCGAAUCCCCGCGAACCUAAGCGCCAGGAAUCGAUCAAGUCGCUCCGCGCUCUCUUACUUAAGGGCGUCAUGGCGGCCAAGUCGGCCAAGGACAACAUCCCACCGGUACCAUCGAUCCCAUCAGCCUACCGAAGCUUACCGAAAAAGGUACCAGCUGGGCCGCCUCCUCCUGUAUUUGCCAUCUCCAGUCCUGGAGCGGUCGAGGCCGGUCUACCACCUCGAGAGCUUGUUCUCGAGGGCGAGGAAUGGGAAGGUGGAUCUUACGAGAGCCGGAAGGAGCAGGAGAAGAAGCUGAAAAAGCUAAAGAGGAAGACCUCCCUGCGACGAAAUUUCUAAGCAUUGCGCCUUUUCUACUACACCAUAUACCACUGUUCCCGUAUGAUCUCGUUACACUUUUAGUGCCUCCCGGCAAAUUAGCAUUUAGCAUCAUUUUGACCUCUAGUCUCCUGCAAUGGCCUGGAACGACAGAACUAUUUGUAUUUCGACGUGUAUCUUGUUUGCAUAUAUUUACAUCUCAUGUCGCAUCGUA